UUUACUUUGCUCACUUUGGGCCAGGGAGAGGGUGGCUUUAGGUUCCCUGCGGAGGGAGGGAAGGAAGGAAGAAGGGGGCGCCCCAGUCAACAUCCCCUCACCCCACUUCUGAUUUGGCCUAUAGAAGGGGGAGAAGUUAUCUAAACAGCAUUCAUUUAAUUUUUUAAAAAAAAUCGAACGCCCACCACCAUAUCAGCACUUUGUGAAAAAGAAACUCCCAAGAAACACCCUGGAAAGAAAAAGAAGCCACCAAACCAUCUCACCUGGUGCUGAAAAAAAGAAGAUUGUUUGGAGCCAAAAUCUGUCUAUGUUUUUGUCCUUUGUCUGUUUUUAAUAUACUGCCCUAACUUGCUUGCUGUGAAGGGAGUAUGCAUCUGGAGAUCAAAGUUGCUCUGAACUUCAUCAUCUCGUAUCUGUACAACAAGCUUCCACGGAGGCGGGCCGACCUGUUUGGUGAAGAGCUAGAGAGGCUGCUUAAGAAGAAAUAUGAAGGCCAUUGGUACCCAGAAAAACCUUUGAAGGGAUCUGGCUAUCGCUGUGUUCAUAUUGGGGAGACUGUGGAUCCCGUAGUGGAGAUGGCAGCCAAGAGGAGUGGAUUGGCUGUGGAGGAUGUGCGAGCCAAUGUUCCUGAAGAACUGAGUGUCUGGAUUGAUCCAUUUGAGGUGUCCUACCAGAUUGGUGAGAAAGGGUCAGUCAAGGUCUUGUAUCUAGAUGACAGUGAGGGCUGCAGUGCAGCUGAGUUAGACAAGGAGAUUAAGAGCAGCUUCAACCCUGAUGCUCAGGUGUUUGUCCCCAUUGGAAGCCAGGACAAUUCCUUGUCCAAUUCUCCAUCCCCAUCUUUUGGUCAGUCACCCAGCCCUACGUUCAUCCCCCGCUCUGCCCAGCCCAUUACCUUCACUACUGCCACUUUUGCUGCCACAAAGUUUGGCUCAACUAAGAUGAAGAAAGGUGGAGGAGCUGGAGCAAGCACCAGUGGCACAAGCGUUCCACAGCCGCAGCAACGUCUGGCCCGGUCACCCACCAAUGGCCUGCUGAAGCACAAAGGCCUCUCCCUGUCUAUGCAUUCUCUGAACUUCAUUGGGAGCAGUCCGGCCCCUCAGUCUCAGCUCUCCCCCAAUGCCAAGGAGUUUGUUUACAACGGUGGAUCACCAGGAGCCAGCAGCCUCUUCUUCGAUGGUGUUGCCACUGAGAACCAGGCAGGUGGCAUCCCUCCGGCAUCCCAGUUCAGUGCCAGUGGUGGUGGCAACAGCAGCUUUGACAUGGCUCAGGUCUUUGGUGGAAGCACCAACAGCCUCUUUCUGGAGAAGACACCCUUCGUGGAAGGACUCAGCUACAAUCUGAAUGCCAUGCAGUAUCCCAGCCAGUCGUUCCAGCCAGUUGUUUUGGCCAACUGACCGCCAUGAGAGUAUUUUGGGGAAAAUAACUUCCAAAAAAGUGGGGAAAAAAUUAGAAAUAUUUGAAACCUUAUAAAUAUAGCUUCUUGGAAAGAGACAAACCCUGAUUCGUUGUGUCAUGCCAGGGAGCGCUGCUGAAGCACUGAUUAUUUUUUAAAACUUGUAUCCUGUGCUCUUUCCUACCCAUUGUUGUACACUUAAAGAGGGAGGUUAUCCUUCUCAGCCUAGCAGUGGUGGGAACCAGAGUCACUUUAUUAUCUCCCAUGCUGCUCUUUGGAACUGGUUCUCAAAUAUGCUUGCUGUAAGGAUGGCCUUGUUCAGGGUGCUGUCAUGGCCCUCAGGCGCAGGUGUCAUGAUUUUUUUCCUUUUUGGAGUGGCCUGGAGUGAGGAGGGGGAAUGGAUUUAGAUGGCUUCUGGAUGUGUGACAUGUGAAGCAUGUCCUAGAGGAAGUUGAGAGCUUGCUUUUUCUAUAUAUGAUGAGUGGAUGGUGAGAUGAAUGCAUUCAUUUCUUGUAGCUCUCCAAUUUUGUAUUCCUGUUGCAGAAUGGGAAUGAAAGUUCUCAGCUUCUUUUUGCCUGUGCUAACUGGUGAUGGCAGGGUCUUGUACUGAAAAUGUGACUUCUCGGAAAGCUGCUUUGGCUCCAGGGGAGUGCUAAAAGAAUAGCAUUGUAGCAUUUGAGACAGUUUGUUGCCUCAUGUUUACCAUUACAAGUCCUUCCUCUUCUCCCUCAGCCGCCUUUAAAGCGUCCUGGGGUAAGAUGAACUCUUUGAAAGCUCAGACCCAAUGUCACUUGCUAAUGCUAUGAUGUAUAAAUAAGACUCUAGAUGCAAACUCUUCUGACUUGUACAUUGCACUCUUUCAAGCGUAGGAGUGAAUGCUGGCUUUCUGGUGUUUUGUGCCUGAGCAGCACCCCAGUGAUAGUCCUUUGGACCAAUCACCUUGGUUUUUAUGGGGUUCUGAGCUCUUCUGUUGACCCCUAAGUAUUUGGUUACUGAUUCUCAUAGAAAGGAUGGUCUGCUCUCAGAUACUGUAUAGCACUACUUUUUGGCAGGGAACAGGAUGAUACAGUGCAGACUGCUUUCUGGAUGGAUGGCUUGAGGGUUUGCACUUUGAAUUUCAUGUCUUUUAAGACUUUUGACCAAAAACCUUAUGAUUUUUCAUUUGAAAGGAAGUAGGUAUUCCUGUAUGGAAGAGUGCCCCACAUAUCAGGUCCAGUGCAGACAUAUUCCAUCUUGAGACUCUGCAUGGGGGAUGAGGUGGGCUUGUUGUAGAAUUUCUAAGUGAGUUACAGUGUGGCAAGAAGAAAGUGUUCUCUAAUAUGAAUGUAGAGUCUCUCCUUAUUGUUGCUAGUGAGCUAGGAAUCCUAAUGGUAUUCCCUGCAUCUCCCCUUCUCAGCAGGAGAGGACAGCCUGGAAGACAGGGACAGUAGUGGCCUUCAAGAGUUGAGUGUUUUGCAGAUGAGUUGAUAAAAUCUGCCUUUGGCAGCAAACCUUUCCCUGUCUAUGCCUUGUGAGAUGAUUAGUAAGUCCCAAAGUUUACCUAGCUAUGGUAAUAAGGGGUGAGAGAUCUAGAGAGUUAUUAUGUGAGCAGUGAAGAUAGGUAGAGAGGAGGGCUGUGGAUUGCAUAGUCUUUCUAGGCACACUCUCUCCAGCUAUCCCCUUUGUGAUCUUCUCCACAGCAUGGUUUGGAGCGUGUAAAGUCUUGCUUCUGCAGCUUCUCUGGCAAAGUCAUAUUGAGUAGAUAAGCUACAAUCUGCUCUUCUAGAGCUCUCCAGUGACUCAACAGGAGACUUUAAUUUCCCACUACCCUCACCUGCAAAGCUAAACUAAGAAUUCCCUGCAGGACUGUAUAUGAGCCUUAACUGCCAUAAGCAUCUGCCCUCCUGUGAAGGUAUUAUUGUUUGACACACUAAAUUUCAUGGGUGUCGUUCAUGGGGAAUGACUCCUGCACAGGCUACGUUGUGCAAUUCAUUGGGCAUGUGCAGGAAACCUCCUCAGUGUGCCCCCACAUUGAGCCUGUUUUGCCCCUCCACCUUUUUGCUGGGCUGAGGAAAAGGACACUACAAAUUAUCUCAGCACUCUGCCUGUUUUCCAUGACCCACUCAGUGGAUGAGGAGGGGAAGGCAUUGUUGGGCAGUGACGUGAUGCGUGAAGUUUCAUGGGACGAGAAGUCCAAAACUUGAACGAGACACUUAGGAACUGCUUAGCAAAGGCAUCUGUUGUUCAUUCCCCCCCUUCCACUAACAUUACCACUGCCACCCACUUCCCCCUCUUGAAGUGUACUGUAGACUGCCAAGCUAUUACACUGGACUUGACCAUAUCUCCCUCCCUAGGAGAACUGCUGGAUUCCUAUCCACCCAGCAUAAUCUCUUCUGAUAACUUACUCCUGCAGCAGAAGCUGUCUCGAGCCACUGCCUAGGUGGGUUUAUGUACCCUUCUAAGGCUUUAGUAUAUUAAAGGGAGAGAGGAAACCUCACUAGCACCUGCAACGUGUGAUGUCUGACACCGCUUUAUUCUGCUAAUUGCUUUGGAAAAGAAGUCUGCAUACACCAGGAGGAAAAGGGGAGGGACCAACCUCUAUUUUUUAAAGGAACACAUACCGGAACACAUACCGUGCUUCAGAAGCAUUUCCAGUGCUGACGACAAUGAAACUCACGGCCUCUUUUUUGGUCUUCUUGUCUCAAGAGUUAGACGUUCAGCUUCAAUUUUAUUUUUAAAACCUGCACUAAUUUACCUGGUUUCUUAGGAAGAAAAAGAGAUUUUUUUUUAACUUUUAUUUUUAUGGGUUUGUGUUAAUUUUUUUGUUGUCCGUUUAUAUUGAAUAAUUUGCUACAUUUGUAAAAUGUAAGAGGUAUAUAUAAUAUAUGUAUAUUUCUAACGUAAAAAAAAUUGAAAAUUUUCUUUUCAAGAUUUUUUCUUAGAGGAGAGAAAAAAAUAUUUUUUCAGGAAAAUUUUAAAAAAGCAGCAGUGAAAGCUCCUUUCUCCCCUCGCCUCCCUCCUUCCUGACCCUUUUUGAAGAGUGAAUCAGCAACAAGUGAUCUUAGAGGAUGGAUGAACACAAAGAGGACAGAAUUAUGUAUGUUUUUUAAUGCAGAGGUCCAUGCUGUUCUUGUUUGUUUUUUUGUUUUUUGGGUUGUUUUUUUUUACAGGCAGGGGGCCAUUGAGUAGGGAUCCAGAGGGGGUUUCUUUUCUUUUUUUUCUCUAGCGAAGGAGGAAUACAAUCAGAGUUUUGUAUUCAGAAUGUUGUGCAAUAUUUUGGAACAGGACAUUGGCAUGUCUAGAGAUUUAGUUAAAAACAACAAAGGUUGAUCAAAUCUGUACAGUUUCUAUUGUUCCAGAUUUUUUUAAGUUUGUAUUAAAAGCAUGAUAUAUAAUA
This is a messenger RNA of Elgaria multicarinata webbii, 4769 nucleotides long. It is a transcript of the gene TOB2, whose product is annotated as transducer of ERBB2, 2. Gene Ontology annotation, cellular component: nucleus; cytoplasm. NCBI's taxonomy places the organism in Eukaryota, Metazoa, Chordata, Lepidosauria, Squamata, Anguidae. The coding region runs from base 369 to 1394 and encodes 341 amino acids. Gene Ontology annotation, biological process: regulation of gene expression. Gene Ontology annotation, molecular function: transcription corepressor activity. The record is from RefSeq and is a predicted model, not a curated record. The transcript is spliced from 2 exons.